This is a messenger RNA of Knipowitschia caucasica, 1938 nucleotides long. The record is from the annotation of a GenBank genome assembly. Lineage: Eukaryota; Metazoa; Chordata; Actinopteri; Gobiiformes; Gobiidae.
AUGACUCAUGUUAAAGCCAACCCAAUUGGUCUGCAGUGUGUGUUGGACUUGUGUGGUCUGCAGUGUGUGUUGGACUUCAGUGGUCUGCAGUGUGUGUUGGACUUGUGUGGUCUGCAGUGUGUGUUGGACUUGUGUGGUCUGCAGUGUGUGUUGGACUUCAGUGGUCUGCAGUGUGUGUUGGACUUGUGUGGUCUGCAGUGUGUGUUGGACUUGUGUGGUCUGCAGUGUGUGUUGGACUUGUGUGGUCUGCAGUGUGUGUUGGACUUGUGUGGUCUGCAGUGUGUGUUGGACUUCAGUGGUCUGCAGUGUGUGUUGGACUUGUGUGGUCUGCAGUGUGUGUUGGACUUGUGUGGUCUGCAGUGUGUGUUGGACUUGUGUGGUCUGCAGUGUGUGUUGGACUUCAGUGGUCUGCAGUGUGUGUUGGACUUCUGUGGUCUGCAGUGUGUGUUGGACUUCAGUGGUCUGCAGUGUGUGUUGGACUUCAGUGGUCUGCAGUGUGUGUUGGACUUGUGUGGUCUGCAGUGUGUGUUGGACUUCUGCGGUCUGCAGUGUGUGUUGGACUUCUGUGGUCUGCAGUGUGUGUUGGACUUCUGUGGUCUGCAGUGUGUGUUGGACUUCUGUGGUCUGCAGUGUGUGUUGGACUUCAGUGGUCUGCAGUGUGUGUUGGACUUCAGUGGUCUGCAGUGUGUGUUGGACUUCAGUGGUCUGCAGUGUGUGUUGGACUUCAGUGGUCUGCAGUGUGUGUUGGACUUGUGUGGUCUGCAGUGUGUGUUGGACUUGUGUGGUCUGCAGUGUGUGUUGGACUUCAGUGGUCUGCAGUGUGUGUUGGACUUCAGUGGUCUGCAGUGUGUGUUGGACUUCUGUGGUCUGCAGUGUGUGUUGGACUUGUGUGGUCUGCAGUGUGUGUUGGACUUCUGUGGUCUGCAGUGUGUGUUGGACUUCAGUGGUCUGCAGUGUGUGUUGGACUUGUGUGGUCUGCAGUGUGUGUUGGACUUGUGUGGUCUGCAGUGUGUGUUGGACUUGUGUGGUCUGCAGUGUGUGUUGGACUUGUGUGGUCUGCAGUGUGUGUUGGACUUGUGUGGUCUGCAGUGUGUGUUGGACUUCAGUGGUCUGCAGUGUGUGUUGGACUUGUGUGGUCUGCAGUGUGUGUUGGACUUGUGUGGUCUGCAGUGUGUGUUGGACUUCAGUGGUCUGCAGUGUGUGUUGGACUUGUGUGGUCUGCAGUGUGUGUUGGACUUGUGUGGUCUGCAGUGUGUGUUGGACUUCAGUGGUCUGCAGUGUGUGUUGGACUUCAGUGGUCUGCAGUGUGUGUUGGACUUCAGUGGUCUGCAGUGUGUGUUGGACUUCUGUGGUCUGCAGUGUGUGUUGGACUUCAGUGGUCUGCAGUGUGUGUUGGACUUGUGUGGUCUGCAGUGUGUGUUGGACUUCUGUGGUCUGCAGUGUGUGUUGGACUUCUGUGGUCUGCAGUGUGUGUUGGACUUCAGUGGUCUGCAGUGUGUGUUGGACUUCAGUGGUCUGCAGUGUGUGUUGGACUUGUGUGGUCUGCAGUGUGUGUUGGACUUCAGUGGUCUGCAGUGUGUGUUGGACUUCAGUGGUCUGCAGUGUGUGUUGGACUUGUGUGGUCUGCAGUGUGUGUUGGACUUGUGUGGUCUGCAGUGUGUGUUGGACUUCAGUGGUCUGCAGUGUGUGUUGGACUUCAGUGGUCUGCAGUGUGUGUUGGACUUGUGUGGUCUGCAGUGUGUGUUGGACUUGUGUGGUCUGCAGUGUGUGUUGGACUUGUGUGGUCUGCACCGUUCUGAGCAGAAGCAUCUGAGUCUGAGUGACCUGUACCUGGUGGUGUUUGAACCCAGCCACCAUGAUGAGCUCCUCGGCACAAUCUGCAGAGACAGGGUCCUGCUCCACUGUGAGGAGGCGGCCUCCAGGGGGCAGCAGUCGUAG